UCACAGAAAAAAAAACUCACAAUAUAUUCACAAAAUAAUGAUAACCCUCAAGGCUACUUCCACCAUCGUUCCAAGCAAGCCUACCCCAAGGGGCGUACUAUGGUUGUCUGAGAGCGACCAAAGAAUGCAAUGGACUCAUGCACCACUCAUCUGUAUCUACAAAACCACCGGCAAUAACAAUGAAGAAACAACACUUGAGACUUUGAAAGAUUCGCUAAGUCGCACAUUGGUUCCCUAUUACCCACUAGCUGGUCGACUACACUGGAUUCAUGGUGGCCGACUGGAACUCCAUUGCAAUGCCAAGGGAGCGCAGGUACUUGAAGCUUAUUCAGAAGCAAAACUUGAUGAACUUGGCGACUUUGCACCAACGGAGGCAAUCGAAGAUCUGAUCCCUAAGGUUAAUUAUGGUAGUCCGAUUGAGGACUGGCCCUUGCUGCUGGUGCAAGUCACAAGGUUUAGCUGCCGUGGUCUCUGUGUUGGAACAGCCAUGUCCCACACAAUGGCUGAUGGAUGGUCUGCAGCUAACUUCUUCAACGCAUGGGCAAAGUUGGCUCGGGGAGAUGAACUCGAGGAGAAUGAGAUACCGUUUCCUGAUCACACUAUAUUACGAUCACCUGAGCCACUUAUGCCUCCACGCUUUGAUCAUAUAGAGUUCACAAAACCACCACUCCUAAUAGGACUCACUGAUGCCAAAGAGGUGCAGAAGAAAAAAUCUUGUGCCACCAUAUUGAAAGUCACCAAAGAGCAAGUGGAGCGACUAAAAAAGAAAGCGAACGAGAUUCCUUAUCAGGAAAUGGAAAUGGAGUCGACGCGACCUUAUUCUCGAUACGAAACUAUUGCUAGCCACUUAUGGAGGUGUAUAUGCAAGGCGCGAGGGGGCGAUAUCUCUCAACCAACAAGACUUUACAUAGGGCUCGAGUUUCGCAACCGCUUGAAGCCACCUCUCCCUCCAGGAUACUUUGGGAACGCAGUUCUUCAGACUGUGACCUCAAAUUGUGUCCAUGGAGACCUCUUGGCCAAGCCAUUAAGCUUUGUUGCGGGGAAAUUAAGGGAAGCCGUCGAGCGUAUGACAGAUGAGUAUAUAAGGUCUGCUCUUGAUUUUAUAGCUAGGCAGGAGAAUGUGAGUCCUUUGAGAGAUAGCUUCCACAUUCGUGGAUAUACUGAAACACCAAAUUUCUUAGGUAAUCCCAACGUUUCAUUAGGAAGUUGGAUCAAUUUGCCAUUUUAUGGUAGAGAUUAUGGGUGGGGAAAGCCAAUAUACGUCGGUCCCGGAUUGUUAAAUGAUGAUGGCAAAGCAUUCAUCAUGUCAAGUCCAGCUGCUGAUGGAUCUCUCGUCAUAGCACUCCGUUUGCAAACAGAACACAUGGAUUCUUUUAAGAAGUUCUUCUAUGAGGACAUUUGUUAUGGUGAUGGGACGUAA
Juglans microcarpa x Juglans regia is the source of this 1420-nucleotide messenger RNA. Its product is annotated as spermidine hydroxycinnamoyl transferase-like. The transcript has 4 exons. The record is from RefSeq and is a predicted model, not a curated record. NCBI's taxonomy places the organism in Eukaryota, Viridiplantae, Streptophyta, Magnoliopsida, Fagales, Juglandaceae. Gene Ontology annotation, molecular function: acyltransferase activity, transferring groups other than amino-acyl groups. The coding region runs from base 38 to 1420 and encodes 460 amino acids.